Molecule: messenger RNA, 3094 nt
Organism: Vidua macroura (Pin-tailed whydah)
Lineage: Eukaryota; Metazoa; Chordata; Aves; Passeriformes; Viduidae
Product: endonuclease domain-containing 1 protein-like
Exons: 3
Coding region: 1337-2182 (281 amino acids)
Molecular function (GO): metal ion binding; hydrolase activity; nucleic acid binding
Source: RefSeq, a predicted model, not a curated record
AGUAACAAAUAUCUUCCUCAUAUCCAAUCUAAACCCACACUCCUUUCAUUUCAAGCCAUUUCACCUUGUCCUAAUGGCCUGGUUUAACCACAGCCAGCAGCCACGCCCCAAGCAGCCGCUCCCUCCCUCCCCGACCACUGGGAUCAGGCAGAGAACUGGAAGGGUCAAAGCUGGAAAGCUCAAGGGUGGAGAUGAAGACAGUUUACCAGGGAAAGAACAAGCUGUGCACACAAGCACAGCACAUCAAGGAAUUCUUUCACCAUUUCCCAUGGACUGAAAGGUGCUCAGGCACCUCCAGGAGAGCAGGCCCCAUCCCACCUUACAGUUACCUGGGAAGACAAAACCCAGCACUCCAAAUGCCCCCUCCUUCCUCCUCCUUCCCCUCCCUUUAAAUCAUCAGCAUGAUGUCACACGGCCUGGAAUAUCCCUCUGGUCAGUUGGGCUCACCUGUCCUGGCUGUGUCUCCUCCCAACCUCCCAAGCACCCCCAGCCUCCUUGCCAGCCUGGCAGCACAAAAAGCAGAAAAGGCCUUGACUCUGUCAAACCUCUGCCCAGCAAUAACAGAAACAUCCCUGUGUUAUCAACUCUGUGUUCAGCAGAACUCCACAACACAGCCCCAUACCUGCCACUGUCAAAACAAUUCACUCUGAACCCAGCACAGCCAUCAGCUCCAUGCCCUUGUGCAAAGUCUCUCUCCAGCUCUCCUGUAGACCCCAAAAGUACUGGCAGGUGCUCUGAGGUAUCCCCAGAGCCUUCUGCUUCCCAGGCUGCUGGGAUGAAGCUGAUACAAAGCCAUGGCAAUCAGGCAAGAGAAUAUUUGUAGCCUGGCCAUCGGAAUGAUGUUCUGGGAGGCUGCAGAAGAGCAGACUGUCAAUAUCUGAGUGUACUCAGAGACAGGCCAGUCCAUCCAAUGUCACCAGAGAUGUUCUGUUGGGAACAGAAACACGUGUAGGUGCUGGAGCAGCAGCAGCUGCAGCUGGGGGAAUUGAUGAAUUGACCAAGGAAGUGACCAGACCCUGUUGGCUGACCCUAACAUACCAUGCUGCCAGUCAGCAAAUUUGGGUGAAAUUCUGAGGAAACCAUGAAAAACAACUGAAAAAACAUUUCACGAUGGGUGUGAACAUACCCCCUGUGUGAAAAUAGAAAUCUUCUCAAUUCUGUGGAAUUUCCUGUUUAUAAGAAGGGGCAAAUUUAUGACUGGGUAUAUAUUGCAGUGCAACUCCUGAGGAUUCAAACAGUUCUUUCUCCAGGAAGAAGACAGAAGGAACAGUUCAGCUGCCUGUUCGGAGACUCUGCUUCAAGGAGAGCAAGAGCCCUUCUCUGAAAUCCUCCCACGAUGCUGGGGCUGCUGCUGCUGCAGGUGUUGGCCAGCUGCCUCUGGCUGGGACACGGUGAGGUGGUGACAUCCUUCACAAGCUGUCCUCAGUUCUUCUAUGCUGGGACCACCCCAAAUGAUGUCCUGAAUCCAAAGAACCCAGCCUGGAUCUGUCAGCGCUACAUGAACUCAUAUCACUAUGCCACCCUGUAUGACAGAGACAGGAGAAUUCCAGUGUACUCAGCCUACAAAUACAAGCCUGGAGAUGCCAAGAAACCUCACUCGUGGUGGUUUGUUGAGCCCCAGCUCAUAGAUAAAAGUAGUCUGAAAGAGAUGGAAAGAGAGUCGGUCCUCAUAAAGCAACAAAAAUUCACUUUAGAACAAAUCAAAGAGAGCCAGGCUGUCCUUGAUGACUACAAAGACCUGAAGGAUUUGGACCGUGGCCAUUUGAGCCCCAGUGGCCAUCAGGAUAGUAGAGAAAGCAAGACAGCUACCUUCACCCUCACCAACAUAGUGCCCCAGGACAGCAGUCUCAACAAUGGCCAGUGGAACGCCUACGAAGUUAAAACAAUGAACAAAAAGACCAAGGACUGUACAAGCACCUACGUUGUCACGGGUGCUGUGCCUGGGAACACCUACGUCUCCGAAGGCAGGGUUAACAGACCCAGCCACAUCUGGUCAGCUGCCUGCUGUCUGGGGGACACAGGGCCCAAAGAUGCUUGGGGGGCCAUUGCUGAGAACGACAAGAAUGAGGUGGAGGUCCUCAGCCUGGGGGAGCUGGAGAAGAGGUUGACCAAUCUCUACGGGGGAAUGGUUACUCUGUUCAACAAUGCCUGUCCCCGGGAACAAAGCUCACAUCCUCAUUAGAAGAGGCUUGGUGGCAUUUCCACAUGUCCUAGAAUCACAGAAUCACAGAAUGGGUUGCUCUUGAUGAGACCUUAGAAAUCACCUCAUUCCGACCUGCCUGCCAUGGUAAAGGACACCUCCCGCUACACCAGGUUGUUCCAAGCCCUCCCCAACCUGGCCUUGAACGCUUCCAGAGAUGGAGCAGUCAAAACAGCUCUGGGUAACUUUUACUCAUACCACAGCCUGCUCAGGGUAAUUUACUUGGUUAUAAUAUCCCAUCUAGCCCUGCCCUCCAUCAGUGUGAAACCAUUCCCACUUCUCCUGUCACUCCAUACCCUUGUCCAAAGACCCCCUCCAGCCCUCAUCGAGGUCCUUUAGGUAAGGGACAAAUGUCCUCUGCAGCGUCUGUGCUGCUUCCUUCUCUGGUGUGUUUCCAGCUCUGUCCCUCAGGGCACCUCCUCCUCUGCUCAAAGGCACAAAGCUGUGGGCAGAGCCUCCAGCUGCUUUGCUUUGCUGCCCCUCUCAGGAGAGAGCUCUCAGGAACGGGUCCUCUCCUCCUCAGCUGUCCCCGAGAGUGUGCAGCUGACUUGUCCCUCACCUCCUUAGCAAGGCUGUGGGACCAGGGCACCUCACACUGCCCAGAGAUCUUUUCUGGAGAUCUCCAUGUCUGCAGAUACCCAAACCCCAACAAUACAUGGUGAUGGACAACCUGCUCUUGCUGAUCCUGCUGGAGCCUGGGGUCUGCACUAGAAGAUCCUGACAAAUCCCUCCAAAACACAACAAUUCAGUGAUUCUGUGAUCCUGGGACAUGCUUUUGGUUGCUUGCUUUGGAAACUGCACCUUGAGAGCAGCAGCUGUUGUAUCAGACAGGCAGGCUUUGGCAUCAGACACAGAGAAAGCUUUGAGCAGCCAAAGCUAAAUUCCUGUGGUGCA